This is a messenger RNA of Hippocampus comes (tiger tail seahorse), 2718 nucleotides long. It is a transcript of the gene aifm4, whose product is annotated as apoptosis inducing factor mitochondria associated 4. Gene Ontology annotation, cellular component: cytoplasm. The transcript has 19 exons. Lineage: Eukaryota; Metazoa; Chordata; Actinopteri; Syngnathiformes; Syngnathidae. Bases 169 to 1785 code for a protein of 538 amino acids. The record is from RefSeq and is a predicted model, not a curated record. Gene Ontology annotation, molecular function: 2 iron, 2 sulfur cluster binding; oxidoreductase activity, acting on NAD(P)H.
CAACAAAGACCAACUUCCGGGUUGUCCUAAAGUCGGUCACGAGCAGAAGAGCAGAACAGUCGAGUCGACCGGCACACGCUCUUGAACGCAUCACACAAGUGUUGUUUGCUGUAAACACAGGUCAGGUUGUUCCAGUUGUAUCUAGUAUCUAAUCAUUAGGGGGAAAGUAUGAAUCCUAACGAAGCACAAGAUCAAGGUGAAUAUUUGGAGGCGGUGACUGCAAUGGUUUGUCAGGAGGACGACCUCACAGAUGGGCAGAUGAAAGUAGUCUCUGUGGCAGACCAGAAAGUGUUGCUCGUCCGCACUGAGGGUCAGUACAGUGCAGUUGGAAGUCAGUGCUCUCAUUAUAAUGCUCCUCUGGUUAAAGGAGCACUGGUUGGCAACAGAGUGAGAUGCCCUUUCCAUGGUGCAUGUUUCAAUAUUAAAACUGGAGAUAUUGAGGAGUAUCCAGGCCUGGACUCUCUACCUUGCCACAAAGUGAACGUUCGAGAUGGAAAGGUGUACGUUUCCAUCAAGAAACAGGCUCUUAAGCAGACCAGACGUGUGAAGGAGAUGUGCAGUGUUUUACCAAACAUCACACAUACCAUCCUGCUCGUAGGAGGGGGGCCCGCGGCCUUGGUGUGUGCGGAGACUCUCCGCCAGAACUGCUACCAGGGCCGAAUUGUCAUGGUAACUAAAGACUCUUUGCCUCCUUAUGACAAGCCCAAGCUGAGUAAGGCGUUGAAUGAGGACAGCGGCAAAAUUGUCCUCCGCUCUAGUGAAUUUUUUCAACAAUAUGGGAUAGAAGUACAGCUGGAGCAAGAGGUGGUGAAUGUAAACACAAGCGAUAAAGCCGUGACGAUGAAGGAUGGCUCGUUGCUGCGUUACGACCAGCUUCUUAUCUCCACAGGCUGCAGAGCGAGGCCACUCAGUUGCCCGGGUAGUGACCUGGCAGGAGUGAAGUUACUGCAGAGGUAUGAAGAUGCCAAAGACAUUCAUGCUUCCUGCCUGGGCCACAAGGCUGUUGUCGUUGGAACCUCCUUCAUAGGUAUGGAGGUGGCAUCCUAUCUAAGCAACAAAGCUUCCAGUGUGGCCAUUGUUGGGACCACCAAGUACCCAUAUGAACACUCUCUGGGUUCCCAGAUUGGCCACAUGACCAUGCAAAUGUUGGAGGAGCAUAAUGUGAAGUUCUACAUGAAUGACGCCGUCACUGAAAUCAGAGGAGAGAACGGCUCGGUGAAAGAGGUCCUGCUGAAGAGUGGUACAGUUCUAGAGGCUGAUGUGGUGAUUGCAGGAAUAGGUGUGAUCCCCAAUUCUGACUUCCUAGCAGGAAGUGAAGUUGAAAUAGAUUCCAGGAAAGCAGUAGUUGUAGACAAGUUCAUGAGGACCAACGUAGCAGAUGUUUUCAGUGCGGGAGAUGUUACUUCCUUCCCUUUGACCAUACGAGGUGAUCAACGGGUCAAUGUGGGUCACUGGCAAAUGUCGCAAGCUCAAGGAAGAAUUGCUGCCCUCAAUAUGCUAAAUAAACCUACCAAAAUCGAGUCUGUUCCUUUCUUCUGGACUGUGUUGCUUGGAAAGAGUAUCAGAUACACAGGGUAUGGGGAGGGCUACACUGAAAUCAUAAUCAAAGGCAAAGUGGAGGAAAGAAAGUUCCUGGCAUUUUAUAUCAAAGAUAAUGUGGUGGUGGCGGCGGCCAGCCUCAUGUUUGAUCCUGCUGUGGCUCGGCUGGCAGAACUGAUGGCAGCAGGUCAACACAUUACAAAAGCUCAGACUCAAGCUGAAGACCUGAGUUGGCUCCAGAUGUAACGUGUCAGAAGUGCAUCUCAGUGGUAAAGAACACAGCUGCCUUCCGUCUUGAUCCCAUCCCUUCACUGCCUCUGGCAUUCUCAAAGCUGGUCAAUGUCUGGCAUGGUCUUACUUGAUUCGUCCUGUUGUUACCAUGACACCCACAACGUCAGAAUGGAUCAACACGUUAUGCCACUAGGUGCUUUCUGAAGAUGCAAGUUACAGUGAAUUGUAUUUGAAAAAAGAUCAAGUGCAAAAAAAAAAAAAUGCCAGAAACAUUUAGGCCUCAUGACCUUGUUUACAUUUGUAGUGGCUUGGAAUAGCUUUGCGUCUUUUGUCUUUCUGAUUUACAGUAAAAGGUCAAGUAUUUUAUGAUGUAAAAGCGUAACAUGAAUGGGUAGGUAGCAUUUUAAGCAAACGUAAACAUUAACAACUUGAAAAUAAAAUGUCACUAAUAAUCAGGUGGUAAUUAAUCAAUCAUUCCCAUUCAGUCGUAUAAAAAUCGAUGAUUGUUCAUGUAGGAGACUGGACUGUUACAGAAUUGUCUGUUAUUUAUUCCUUUGUUGUGUGUUCACAACCCCCCCCCCCCGAAUUUAUUUUGUGAUUUCCUCGCUGGAUUUUCUGUUUUGGUGCAUUAUUUUUCGAUUUUCUUAGUGUCAUCGAAGCUAUCGUUACUUUACGUUUUUCUGAGGCGGUCUUUGAACGCCUCUCGAGCGGAACGGCAGAAGUGAAGGCACGUAGUCGGACACGAGAUGUGUCUGUAUUUGUUUGAGAGUCUUAAAAAAUUAAUAAAGUGUACGUUUAAAAAAAAUCAACACUACAGCUCUCAUUUAGUUAGUAGUUCUUCCUUUAUAUCAGUUCUGAUGUACUCCAAUGACCAUGAUUGUUCUGUCAUCUUUGUGUUUAUGCAUUGUUUACAUCGUUGUAUCCCAAUUCUUAUAAAAUAUUUCACAC